AUGGCCGAUCUCGCAACACCGUCAGCCGCCACCAUGAGCACCAUUGAUGCCGGUGCCACGAAGCCUGCCUUCACCAAGCCUGAGAGACCCGACCAGGCCGACUACGACAAGACCCUCGCCGAGGCACAAAAGGCCCUCGAUGCUGCUGUCGAGAGACAGGCAAGUCUAUCGAUCAAGGCCAAGCUCGACUCGCGCCCCAACAACAAGGAGUCCCCCGAGGCCAAGAGACAGCAGGAGCUGCGCGCACGACUGAACGAGAUCCGCGAGGCACAAAAGUCGGGCAAGUCGAGUCGCGCCCAGCAAAUCGGUCAGAUCCAGCGUCUUGAUGAGCAGCUCAAGUCGCGCAUCAACGAGCAAAAGACUGCCCGCAGCCGUGUCGCUUUCCGCUCCGUCGAUGACAUCCAGAACGAGAUCAACCGUCUCCAGGCCCAGGUCGAGACCGGCACCAUGAAGAUUGUUGACGAGAAGAAGAACCUCGCUGAAAUCACCGCCCUGAACAAGCAGAAGAAGGGUUUCGCCGGCUUCGAGCAGGCCCAGAAGCAGAUCGACGACCUCAAGGCCCAGAUCGCCGAGAUCAAGAAGUCCAUGGACGACCCGGCAAGCAAGGCUCUCUCCGACGAGUACACCAAGAUUACCACCGAGCUUGACGAGAUCAAGGGCAAGCAGGACGAGGUCUUCAAGAACUUGAACCAGCUCCGUGACGAGCGCACCCGCGCCAACGAGGCCCAACAGGUCGCAUACACCAACCUCAAGGACAUCAAGGACAAGUACUGGCAGGCCAAGCGCGCCUUCGCCGAGUACGAGAAGGAGGCAUACCGUGUGCGCAGAGAGCGCCAAAAGGCCGAGCGUGAUGCUUACGAGGCCGGCAAGCGCAAGCAGGUCGCCGAGGCCAAGCUCGAGGAGGCCAGCGCCCCUGCCUACGGUGACGAGAUCCAGACCGCCCAAUCCCUCAUCCGCUACUUCGAUCCUUCAUCGCAAGAGGCCAAGGCUGCUGCCGGUCCUGGCAAGUUUGCUGCUCAGGCCAGCCGUACCGUCGAGGCCACUGGCUUCAAGGGCACCGCUCUUCCCCGCAAGGGUGAGGCUGACGAGGAUUACAUGACCGGCAACGGUGGCAAGAAGGGCAAGAAGAACCGCAAGAACCAGAACGCCUCUCCCGCUCCUGAAGCGCCCGCCGGAAAGUUCAACCUGUCCUUCGGUGUCAUUGAGCAACUCGCCAAGAUUGACGUCCAGCCCCCAUCAUCGCAAGCCGGUGUCGCCAGUGUCGUUGAGCAGAUCAAGUCCAAGCUCGAGAGCUGGCAAAAGGACCAGGACCGCAAGACCCAGGAGAACGUCGACAAGGCCAAGAAGGAGAUCGAGCGUCUCGAGGCCGAGACCGAGAACUCCACCGAGGGUGUCGCAAAGACCAACGGCAACUCCGCCGACAACAUGGCCGCCGACCUCGAGAAGACCAAGCUUGACGAGACCUCCUCGUAG
Messenger RNA from Aureobasidium namibiae CBS 147.97, 1473 nucleotides. RefSeq lists its product as uncharacterized. The transcript is spliced from 3 exons. Gene Ontology annotation, molecular function: mRNA binding. Gene Ontology annotation, biological process: intracellular mRNA localization. Lineage: Eukaryota; Fungi; Ascomycota; Dothideomycetes; Dothideales; Saccotheciaceae. Gene Ontology annotation, cellular component: nuclear outer membrane-endoplasmic reticulum membrane network; ribonucleoprotein complex; endoplasmic reticulum. The coding region runs from base 1 to 1473 and encodes 490 amino acids. The record is from RefSeq and is a predicted model, not a curated record.